GUCGAUAGACACGACUAGGCCCGGUUAAGUCUUCCUUUGACUUUUCUUUAUCUCUCUCUCUAGAUAAAUUCAUAUGCACGCACUCAAAUGAGUCUGUAGAUAUCGCGUAAACGAAGAUGAAGAAGUGAGAGAUUUCGGAAAUUAUGGAUAUUACAAGCGAACUGCCGGACGAGUGCAUCGCCAACAUAAUUUCUAAGACAUCCCCUCAUGAUGCAUGCAGGAUGUCGUUGGUUUCCCGGACAUUCAGCUCAGCUGCUGCUUCCAAUCUCGUGUGGGAGGCGCUUCUGCCUCCCGAUCAUCAGCAAAUCAUUUCUGAAUCGGUUUCGUCGUCGUCAUCACUGAGUACUAUGCUGUCCAAGAAAGAUCUUUAUUUCAGCCUCUGCGACAAUCCGAUCCUCAUCGGCAACGGUAACAGGAGUUUUACAAUACAUAAAUGGAGUGGGAAAAAGAGUUACAUGCUGGGUGCGAGGGAGUUAGGGGUAAUAUGGGGAGACGCUUCACAAUACUGGAAAUGGUCUUCUCUUGCCGAGUCACCAUUGUUACCCAAAUCCAGAUUUUCGGAGGUUGCUCAUCUUGUGGAAGUGUGUUGGCUUCAUGUAUGGGGCAACAUUGAGACCAAAAUUCUGUCCCCAAAUACCAGAUACGGAGCAUACCUUAUCUACACUAUUGGGGAUCAAUUCAAUGGGCUUGAGAAGCCAGUGAAGUUGUCGGUUAGAUUUCUAGAUGAGAUCAGAUGUGAUUUUAUCAAUGCUUAUUUGCUAUCAAGAACAUCCAUGGAUGAUGCACCCGAGGAAGAGGAUGCACAAUUUCCAAGAGACAGAGAGGACAUGUGGAUGGAGAUUGAGAUGGGGGAAUUCUUCAAUCAUGACCAGGUAGAUAGAGUGGUCGAAAUGGAAUUGAGGGAGACUGAAGUCCUCAACUGGAAAUCUGGCCUUGUGAUCCAUGGCAUUGAGGUUCGACCAAAAGAUUUAAGAUAAUAACAUAUAUAAUAUAAAGAGAUCGAUGUGGCUUUGUUAUGGGUUUGUAUUUUCUUUUUUUCUUGUUGGGUUUGUUUGCUUUUGUUAAGAUGUUUUGUGCAGUACCACCGAUAGAGGCUGUGCUAGUGGUGUGCAUCUAUGGCUUUUGCAGUGAAAUAAAUGCAGAAAAUAAAGAUAGAUGAUGGUUCAACACUGAAUUUUACGUA
Juglans microcarpa x Juglans regia is the source of this 1183-nucleotide messenger RNA. RefSeq names its product F-box protein At2g02240-like. The coding region runs from base 144 to 977 and encodes 277 amino acids. Gene Ontology annotation, molecular function: protein binding. The record is from RefSeq and is a predicted model, not a curated record. NCBI's taxonomy places the organism in Eukaryota, Viridiplantae, Streptophyta, Magnoliopsida, Fagales, Juglandaceae. The transcript has 3 exons.